AUGAAUGGGAGUAGUCAAAUUGAAUCAAUACCACUUUGUCAUAGAGAUAAGACCUCAUUGAUUACUGUGAAAUCAUUAGAGACUAUUUCAGGUCCUAGGUCGAAAAUUUUUUAUCAGAAAACAAGUAAACUUAUUGUCAUGUCACUGUCAGGAUCUAGAUACUACCACAAUAAGCCUUUUUUCACUCACCAAUGUGUAGUAUUGAUCUCUGCAGCCCAAAAUGAACAACAUGUUGAACGAUGA
This is a messenger RNA of Blumeria graminis f. sp. triticale, 243 nucleotides long. The record is from the annotation of a GenBank genome assembly. NCBI's taxonomy places the organism in Eukaryota, Fungi, Ascomycota, Leotiomycetes, Helotiales, Erysiphaceae.